AUGUUUCAAGCCGUAGUUCAGUUCCGGGAUCCCCAUCAGUCUCAACAAAUGCAGCAACAGCAACAGUUGCAACAACAACAACAGAUGCAACAACAACAGCAGUUCCAGCAACCUAAUCAGAAACCUCCCUUGCAUCCUCAGCAUUUGCCCCAUCCCCCUACCUCUGUUCUCUCGAGUUCUUCCUCUUCUUCCACGGAUUCCUCAGGGGGCGGGCAACCCUCUGGGGCUGCUACGACGCCCCCUAAUCGUCGCUCCCGCAGACGCAAAUCUCUCCUCUAUCAAGUAUUAAUGUCCCCCUUGAGAAGAAAGUCAGGCUCUACAAAUACUUUGAAUACUGUCGCCAGCAAUAGUGUGGGAGGUGGAAGCAAUCAACCAGGAAAUGCUAGCCACCUCCCAAAUCAACGAAGUAACUCUCUAUAUCAACCGCCAUCGAGUGUUUACGAUGAAGACCCUGGGAUCAUGUCUGAGGUCGAGACUUCGGCCACGGGCUUUAGGAGAGCGAGCAAAGCGAGGUCGAGCCUGCCAAUUGUCCGCACGCCAUCAAAGACGCAAGAGCGGCCUUUGGGUCUCGUGUUUCUGCAGUACCAGAGCGAGACCAAGAGGGCGCUAUUACCGAAUGAAAUCACGUCGAUGGACACUGUGAGGGCUCUCUUCGUACGUUCAUUUCCCAAGCAAUUGACCAUGGAGUAUCUCGACUCUCCACACAUCCGAGUCUACAUCCACGACCCUGCCAAAGAUAUGUUCUACGAGCUCGAAGAUCUCAGAGACAUUCGUGAUCGAUCUGUCUUGAGAAUCUACGAACAAGACGUCAAUGGUGGCGGUGUUUAUAGCACUUACGAUCAAGAUCUCAGUUAUUUCUCUGAACCCGAAUUCGAUUCCGAGUAUCAGCAUCAGCACAUUCACAGAAGCAAGGCUUCCAAAGCUCCUCUGCCGCCUGCCAUAGGGUAUUACGGGACUCUGCCGACGCAGUAUCUACCUGCUAAUCGAACACAGACGCUGCCACACAGUGCUUCGAUGAGAACCUAUUCUCCUAGCCAUGCAGCCGACAGAGGGAAAUCACAGACCUUACCCCCAGGAGGAGGUGGAACACAGCCUCCCCCAAAGCCUCAGCGCUCUUUCCAACAGACGCUGACACCGUUGGGCAAGACUGUUCGUUCAACUCCUCCACCCACUGGGCCUCCUCCUUCGAUUCCUUCACCCAGAUCUGGUCAACCGCGACCUCUGGUUCCCGUUGGUUCUACGAUACCAAUGUCACCAGAGAGGAGGCACGAACCCCUCGGUUCGUAUCGCACUCCCCCGGACCGUCCAUACUCUGUGGCUGGGCAAGCAACAUAUCACAUCUCGCCAGAACGACGAUACGACCCACCUUACCAUUCCUCUCCAGAACGACGCUCACAACAGGAGUCGGGCUACCUGUCAUCACCUGAAAGGCGCGUGGACCACCAGCGAUCAUUCUCUGGCUACUCCACAAGCUCUUCAUAUGAGGAAUCUUUGUACGGUGGAAGCAUUUAUGGGACGCGAUCGGGUAGUGUUACUCCUGUCAUCGAUGAAGAGGCUAGGUUAAGGAUGGAGUAUAUGGAGAGGCAAUUAGCUAGUUUGACUGGACUUGUGCAAAAAGCACUCACAACUGGACCACCAAAUAAAGUACCAACCCCACAGCAGCAGGCACUUCAGCAAAUACCAACUCGAGAUUGUGAUCCAGGCAAGAACAAUACUAAAGUUCAUCUUACUCCUGAAAUGUAUGUUCAAUUAAGACAUUUAAGGAAGCAGACCAAAGAUCUUCGCCUUGAGGUACGCAAUCUUCGACGAAUUGCACAAGCACAGUCAGUUACAGCAAGAGACACAGUGAGGGAAACCUGUAUCAAAAUUAAGUCUAUGUUAGCAUCAGCUCAAGCAGGAGAAGACCAAGUAUGUGCCGAGAGAUUAAGAGUUUCUCGGGAAGAAGAUCUAUAUAGACAAGAUGUAACAACAUUAGAAAAAGAUCUAACAGAAUUAGAAACUCAAGUAGAAGAAUUAAGAAGCAACGUAAUCAAUCGCAAGUGCCGAGUAAAUAUGAGUGAUGUUGAAGGCAUGGCCUUGGUACUAAGUAGAGCUAGCAAAACAGUGGCAGAUUUAAAAGCCCGAUUUCCUAAUUUACAAGAUAGUCUUAAAUCAGUAAUGGCAGCAGAAAUGGAAGUUGUGGUAAGAGAAGAAAAGUUUUUGAAAGAGGAGCCUGAUAGAUUAGAAACAGCACUUCGCAGAUGUAAAAAAUUAACAGGAACACUAGUAACAUUAAAGCGCUUGGCAUCUGUACAGGAGCAGCGCAACACUGGUGCUCACCCUCCCCCCGAGAAGUCAUCAUCCUCUGAAGGGAACCAUUCAGAUGGGGAAGUCCAAAACAUAAAGACAUUUGCUUCCGAUCCCCACACUGUGAUACAUGUUCCACCUGGCGGCCAUCAGAGGGCAUCUGAAAAUGCUUUGGAUGCAUUGCUUGAUGAAUUACAGACUUUUACUAAACCACUCGAGCAACCUCGGGACAAUAUUCCAGGGCUCUUAGGCCCUCAAAGACGUUUACCGUCGUAUCCAAGUGCUGAAUCUCCUGUGCGCAGCCCAGCUAGAUCUUUUGCUCCAUCUAUUCCAGGCCAACCAGAAGUCACAUCUUCAGGAAACAGUGCUUUCAGAGCUCCAGCCACAAUAACGAGUAAAUUACAAGUAAAUGAAUCUGGGCAACAGCGUACUGUAAUGUCCCCAUCGCAUUCACCAGUUCCUGAUUCCAAAAAACCUCAAGACAUGAUAAUUAGGGUUGCUGUUAAUCCUGGUGGGAACACCAAACAAACGCUAAUUGAUGGGGUUGAAGGAACAAUAACUACAAACCCUGUUGCUCAUAAAAAAGCACCACCUCCGCCGCCUCCAAGAACAACAAGUCGAUCUCCUAUGACUUCGCCAACUACCGAUAAUCAAGACAGUGUGCCUGGAAGUCCAAGAGAUGUGGUGUUUAGUCAACUGAGAAGUAAUUCGGCACCUGCUGGAGAAACGGACAAUAGCAUAAAACGAAUGGCGGCACCCAGAUCCGUUUCAAAGGAUGAAGGUACAGCUCAAAAAGAAAAGGAAGACGAAGAACUUCUGAGAACCAGUGCUAUUUCUGAUGAAGCUCUUCGCAGAGAUCAGUUAUCUAGCAAUAGUAGCAGUAGUGAGAGUGUGAACUCCCAAGAAGGUCUUCAAGUAUCUCAGACUGGCAGUGGUUUGUCUCCAGUUGGAAAGCUUGAAAGAAAAUCUUCUAGUGGUAGUUCUCAUGGUACUCCACCAGAGGGUGGGACUCCUAAUAAAGAUUCCAAAAAGCUAGGCCCUCCAACUCCGCCUCGUUCUAGAACAGAAGUGCUAGAGCAGAGACAUCAAGAACUACUACGCAAACAAAAACAUCUUCAAGAUCAAUACUCACGCUUGCAACAACUGCAGAGAAGCCAGCUGCUACAACGUUUCUCUCCUCCUCGUUCUGCAGCAUCUACGCCAAUACUGAAUGAUCUCAAAAAAACAGGUAGUGAGAGUAAUAUACUAUCAAAAUCCUCUUUUUCAUUAACGCCCUCAUCUGGCUCUCUAACGCAUCUGGCUGGCACUGCAGUUACAUUUACAACUAAGCAAGAAACUAAACCUUCAACUGUCAUUACUACUACUUCAGCUACUUCAAAAGCACCAGCUGUGCCUGCCAAACCAUCCACAACACAGCUGCUUAAGAAUAAAAUAUAUGAAACUGAUAUCUUGUGAGAACUUUAAUAGAUUUAUGAAAAUAUUUCUCCCUUUUCUAUGAAAGAAUUUGUGACGAAUAUAAAUAUGGUUGAUAUUAAGCUGUUAUAUGAAAAGAAAUUUAGGCGGAUGAAACUUGUUUGAAUCGUUGGGAGGUUUGUAUAUUAAUUGCACUAAACUAAAUGUUGUUGUCUUUUGCUCUGUUUUAGCAGCAUAUCUCAUUAUUCGCUUAUGGCUCUGCGUAUUGAGCAUGUUUAUAUAUCUCAGUUAUUUGUCAAAGUUAUCUGCUGGUGCUGCUUCAGUCAAAAACAUAGUUAUGCUUUUGAAAUCCCUAGGCUCCAUGUUCAGUAGAAUCUAGAGCAUGAUUAUAGUGUAUAUCAGAUGUGGUUAAAAAUAUUUAUCAUGUUAAUAUAUUUGAUGAAAAAAGUUGUUUUGGAAUGCUAGGGACCCAUAUAUAAGCAUCUGUAUAAAGUAAUGUUUCAUAAGGUUUGUUCUCCAAAGAUGUUUAAUGAAUGAAAUUUUUUUAUUGAGUAUUUGUAAAUUGUUGAAAAAGGAAAUGGUCAAACUGAGUGGCCUACUUUUUUUUUCUUUUGCUACUGUGGUGCCGUGUAUAAAAUAGUCAUGUUUUCACUGCUACAGUGAAUUGAAUGAAUCUAGUGAUGACUUUAUUAUUAGUUUUGUGUUCUUGUUCAUUCCAUGAGUAUGAUUGCUAUCAUUGGUGUGUUUUUACAUUUUUAGUGCAACCAAAUAUUGUCGAAUACAUAGUAGAUUUUACUGAUAACUGUACAAUUUCAGGAAAAUGUAUUGUGUACGUAUUUAGUCAAGAAGAAACUACAGUGUUAUAUUUCUGUGCUGGUGAAACAUUUGAGUAACAAAAGCAGUUCAAAAAAAUCAUUCAAACAAUAUAUCCAUUAUUUUAUAAGAAAGUUAUUUUGAUGUACUUAGAAUAAUAACAAACUAAGUUUAUUUUAUUUAGAAUUUUGUAGUUCUAUUAGCUGCAUUUAGAAGUUUAAUUUCAUUUCAUUUAUUAUGAGUCAUCGAUUCUGACAUGAAAGAUGCGCUGUGUAAUAUUCAAAAAUGAUAAAAGAUUGUUUUAAAAAAAGGUUGGGAUACAGAGCGUUUUGUACAUUGAGAGCAAAUAAUACAAAAUCCUUAUUACUUCCUUAAAAAAUGUUGUUUGAAUUUUCAUUUAAAAAUCUCUUUGAAACACAGCUGCUACCAAAAAGAUUAGGGUUAAUUGCUUUCUGAACCUUUAUUAUAAGCACAAUUGUUACUCUUACAAGUGCAAAAACAAAAGUUUUAUGCUAAGAAGGAAAAUAAAUGUGGCAGUUGAUUAUUAUUAAGACUUUUUUUCCUCUUUAUUAUAUAACCUUGAAUCUCCAUUAAAAAUAGAAAGAAGCUAUUUUGUUAAUUAAAUUCUAGGAAUCUUAAAAUUAUAUUAUUUCACAAAAUAAAUAAAUUAAACAGAUAAUUUGAAAAGAGGUGAUCAUACUAAUGAUACCAAACAAUUCAUAUUUAAAAACCAUCUCAAUAUAUAAUUAAAACUGCAGUUUACCUUUAUAACAAAUGUAGUUCUUAUUCGUUUUAAAUUAUUAAAAUUUGAAACAGUUUUUUGACAUAACAUUAAAGCAAACUUGACCUUCAAAAAUUAGUAUUAAAUUCUCUUGACUUAAUUUAUAUUUUUUCACUAUUGUAUUUUUUGCAUUUUAUACUUUUUCUUUUUUCCGGUAAAAAAGAACAGAACAUAAUCAUAGUUUGUCGCAAUUCUCCCUGAACAUAUUAUUUAUUGAUCAUGAAAAAUUCUGUGAGCUAUUUCUUGUCAUCUUAGGUAAAAUAUAAUUUAAUAAUGUAAGGCUAGAAAGUGCUUUGUGAAUCAAACAUAUUGGCAUUUUGGACAUAAAUCAAAAUUGUACUUUUUAACUGUAUUGAUAUUAACUUUGAACUUUAUCUAAGCAUAUAUAUAUAAUAAUGAGAAAAGAACCAGUUUUUUAAUUAUACAUUAAUAUGAUAAACCUAAAGUACAUUAACUUUUCGUGGCAAUCGAAAUAAAGGAGAAAAAGCGAUGCAUUGCGCAAGCAAGAUAACCGUUGGCGGCAACAGAUAAUGCGAAAUGUUUUUUUUCCCCCGCUGGUUCUUUUCUCAAUAAUUGUAUAAUCUUGGUUAUUAAUAACUUUCAAAAAAAAUGCCAUAAUGUCGAGGAUUUGGAAUUAUACUUUUUAAUUCAAGUUUCUUGUUACAGAAUAAAAUAUUUAUUGUAGUUUUUUUUAUAUAUAUAAAUUGUGCAAAUACGUUUUUUAUUUUUAAGUGCAUGAAAUUAAUUUAAGCAAAGAAUUUUUUAUUUUAUCAUUAAGGUUUAUGAAUUCCAAAGCUGUUGCAAAGUUUUACUUUAGGUUCAAGUAUAUUUAAAGAAACUCUAAAAAUGUUACAAAAUCUUGAACUUUGCUUUUUGUUGAUAUCAUGCACGUUAAAAAGGCGCUCUAUUUCAUUGUUAUAUUUUAUUUAUACUACAUCAACUUUUUAUACAAUUCAUAAUUUAACUAGUUGACAUAACUGUAAAAUUUUGCAUUUUGAAAUUUUAAAUAUUUUAUAUGAAAAUUUAUAUGUGUAUAUAUAUAUAUUUGUAAGUGCAUUACUUUAGAUUUAUGUAACACUGCAAAGUUUAAGCUAUGUUUCGAAAUUCAGUGAUAGCCAAAAAGAUAGAACUGCGCAGAGCAAGAUCGCUAAAUUUCAACUCUUUCGAUUGCUACGAACAAUGUAUGUACUUUAGGUAAAAAAUGGAGUUUUGCUUGCAGUGUUACCAUGUCAAAGUAAUGCCCGUGGUUUUUAAUGCAUUCUUUACAUUUCAAAUUGAGCACAUGUAAAUGGUGCCAAAGAAAACAUUAAGAACGAUCACAUUUAGCCAAAUUUAAAAGUCAUUUAGCUUUUUCUCUUCAGCUAGUACACAUAUUUAAAAUGUGGUUGCCUUAACUGUGCUGUAAGAUUGAGAGCACAGCGAGAGUUAUUCAUUUCAAUCAUGAACAGUGAUGGAUAAUGUAUUUUACUUGAUGUUAGAAUGUUUUUGAAAGUGAAGUUUUAAACAUCUUUAGUUACAGUUUUGUAAUUGCCUGAUAAUUACAGGAAUAAAGUACAUUGCACUGUUAUGUAUCGUGCAUAUGCCUUUCUUAUGUGUAUGUUUAAUUCUUAUUUUUGAUUGUUUGUAUUAUAUUUAAUCAAAUAAACGACUACAA
Molecule: messenger RNA, 6947 nt
Organism: Uloborus diversus
Lineage: Eukaryota; Metazoa; Arthropoda; Arachnida; Araneae; Uloboridae
Product: coiled-coil domain-containing protein AGAP005037-like
Exons: 15
Coding region: 1-3741 (1246 amino acids)
Cellular component (GO): cytoplasm
Source: RefSeq, a predicted model, not a curated record